Molecule: messenger RNA, 3561 nt
Organism: Asterias rubens (European starfish)
Lineage: Eukaryota; Metazoa; Echinodermata; Asteroidea; Forcipulatida; Asteriidae
Product: dual specificity protein phosphatase 10-like
Exons: 3
Coding region: 332-1615 (427 amino acids)
Biological process (GO): protein dephosphorylation; negative regulation of MAPK cascade
Cellular component (GO): cytosol; cytoplasm
Molecular function (GO): MAP kinase tyrosine/serine/threonine phosphatase activity; protein tyrosine/threonine phosphatase activity
Source: RefSeq, a predicted model, not a curated record
CGACCAACGCAGAGUUAUUGUCCGUAUUGCAUUCACAGUGUGCCUUUCUGCUUAGACCGUUCCCAGUGCAGUUUUUCUAGGGUACUGGACUAACAUUGUGUAAGCCAGCAGAACAGCAGAUCCAAUUCAAAGCAUCCUUUUUCCAAUUUAUACGACUAAAAAAUUGGUUCUCUACAGUCUCACAGCAAUCGGUAUUGAUAUUUUUGUACGGUGAUAUCUACAAAGAAACGCAGGAACCGCCUUACGUGCCCGAAACAAAUCUGCUACAACGAUCCACUAAUUUUUUGAGCGGGUUCGCUACAGUCAACCUGCAAAAGAAUAACAAGUAUCCAUGCCUCCAGAGGUUACCCACGGUUUUAAUACCACAUCAGCAGGUGUAGUAGUUGUUCCCGUUCAACCCAGCCAAGAUGGCCCAGCACAUCAACUAGAACCCACGGCCGCAUUGCGGCAAGAGGAGUCUACCAUGGCAAUGUUUACGCUAAGCCUGCCGCCAUGUCGAGGAAAAACAAGUAAGUGCACCUUAUCUGCAACAACACGGCAUAAUAUUAUCGCCGGCAAAGACUCAUGCAAGGAGCAGAAUGCAAGCAUCGGGAGCAUCAACGCCCGAGAGUUGUUCCAGCGGCUCGACAACGAUUGCCCUGCCGUAAUUCUCAUCGAUUGCCGGUCGUUCCUGGCAUUCAACAAGAGACAUAUCAGUGGGGCCGUGAACGUGAGUUGUACGAACAGCAUGACGAGGAGACGAUUACAGCAGGGUAAAUUGACUUUGGCCGACCUCGCUUCUUGUGACGCGGAUAGGGACGUUUUGUGUUCCCGGUGCGACAAGGACGUGGUUGUUUACGACGAGGAUACUCUUACUUCCGAAUGUCUCACGGCUAACCACCCCACUCGAGUGGUUCUCAACUCCCUCAAGAACGAAGGCACGAGAGUCAGCCUCCUCAAAGGUGGUCUGAAAGAUUUCGAGAACCAAUACGAGCGCAUGUGUCGAAGCGACAUCGAGAAUAUCCACAACAUCUCAGCUGAACCAGCGUUAUGUUCAUCACCAGGUACCAUCUCCGAGGCUGAAUACACCACCGCCAAACAGAAAGAAAUUGACAUUCCCGCCACCCAACUCUUAACGUUUCUCUACGUCGGCAACGAGAGAGAUGCAGCUGACAUGGAGUUUCUCCAACAGGAGAGAAUCUGUAAUGUCCUGAACGUGACCCAGUCUGUCCCAUGUUUCCACGACAACAAACUCGUAAAUUACAAGAGGAUAAGUGUCCGUGAUAACUCCUUAGCCAACUUGAAGAAGCACUUUGAUGAUGCGUUCCAAUUUAUCGAGGCCGCCCGUAAACGUCAUGAGAAGGUUCUUCUUCAUUGUAGUGCAGGUAUCUCUAGGUCUUCAACCAUCGCUAUUGCUUACAUCAUGAGGUACAGAGGAAUGUCAAUGUCAAAGGCAUACAAUCUCGUCAAGUCUCGCCGAUCCAUCAUCGCUCCCAACCUGAACUUCGUCGGUCAGCUCGCAUCCUACGAAAAAAUAAUCAUUCAGUCGUUACCGUCAUGCGCCCAUCAGAUCAAGAGGCGAACCGCUUCUCCCCACCCUCCAAGGCCCUCUUCACUCGCCGAGACAGCCCUGUGAAGGGCUGUACGGCCAAGAACAUUGAUAAAACCAACUCGCCAGCUUGCCAGAAAACAGACAAUUAAGUUGAAUUGACAAUAUUAAACUGAUGACGCGAUCGCCUCUAUAUAACAGACUCAAUGAAGAAUUUCAUGUUUGUGUUGUUGCCAAGUUUUACAGAGCCAACUCGAUUAAAUGGGGGACACUAUACAUCAUAAUACGAGAGCAGACCUGACUGAGUAGAACAUUAUUGGCAUUGAACUCAAUGGGCUGGGCCCAGGCUAAAGGGAAACGUCAACACUCUACGAGGAAGCUAUCAAUUAAAAACCAACUCUCGAAGCUUACCAACCCACCGAGGUUUUAUAACUGGAAUGACGACCCCGCAUUAUUUUUUAUAACAACUUGGAAAAGAGAAAGGUCAGCGACUGUCUCAAUUGAUUUAAGACAGAGACUUUCAUAAAGAGCUUAAAGCUUUUUUUUUUUUAAAACCCGGUGUACCGGUUUUUCGGAGUUGUUGGUUGCUUUGAGGAAGUGCAAUAAACUUUUGUCAUUCCAGCUUUGCUAUUAAACUCUUUGCACUUGAUUGUUAAUGUUAUACUUUUUAUGUCAACAUUAAGACAGCAUUAAGCUUUAGACAUCAGGUCUAUGUUAUAAUAUCAUUCAUGCAAUGUCAUCAAUAUAUUCAUUUGCAUCGACAUCAUUCAGCUAAAAAAGAAUGCACAUUUGGAAGGUGUGCAUGUCGAACAAAAUAAUGCAGAAAAUAAGGUUUUGCCGUUAUUUAAUUAAAUAUACAGAUACACAAUCAUGCGUUUAAAACCGGACAACAAUAGAACCGAUAAUCGAGUUAUUCCACUAAUAAUUAACUGAUAUUGAUACUGAGUAUACUGUUUACAACAUUAAACAAGAAGUUGGAUGAAACAUAAUCACAAAUACUGGGUCCAGUUUCGUAAAGCUGUUGAAAAGGCAGCGUAAUAAUAAGAUUUUUUGACAAUAUUUGUUAAAGACAAAACUGGGCACUUUUUGGUAUGGGCUAGUAUAGUUGCCAGCUUUUGCUAUUUAUGGGAUAUUGUUAUCAAUUUACGUGAUCACAAGGUCUGCGAAGCUAAAACAAGACAAACAACCCUAUUAAAAGAUCACCAGACCAUGGAGCAAGGACAUUGUCUUAAACAACACCAAAAAACAAUGUAAACAACAAACCUCAGUCUCUGAUGUUUCAAACAAUAUAGUCGGAAACAUUUUUUACAGGUUGAUUGAAGAAAAACAGUUUUUUUAAAGUAAGUUGUCACACUGUACAAUUCUUGACAUGUAGAUCUUUAAAAUCACUCACAUUCUGUUUACAUUUGAAAUAUUAUAUCUGACGAACCCAACAAAGUUAUGACUCAAAUUCAAUGUAAUACUGGCGACGUGGUUGGGUAACAGGACUUUCGAAAUAAUAUAUUGGUACCCGCAUUGUGCUCACCGCAACCAUCAAGUUUCCCUGGUUUGGUCUGGUGCAUGUUUGCCUCUGAGGUAUUAAACAUAAUACCUGCAUGUGUAGGCGAUUUGACGUAGAGGCGGUCCCCAGACGAUGUGACACAACGGAUGUUUUGUGACUGUUUUUAACGGAUAUCGCAGGAAGCCAUGUUUGCCGGUAGAAUAACCUCUGGAUAAACAGUUUCCAUUGUGUGGCUGUCAAAUCUUUAAAAUCUCAAUCAGAUUAUGGUGCACGUGAAAACAAUGCAAAUCUCUAUAAUGGCGCAUUCAAAUAGAGUUUCCCUGGUUGUUUGCCAGAAUAUCUACAUGUAUUCCGUUUGACGGAAACACAUGUCUUUGCUCAUCUAUUUGAAAGACACGUGUGUGUUCCAAACAAAACGAAGACGAGAGAGCUAUUGCCUUAACAGUAACAAGUAUUUUAAACGUGAUAUUGGAAUUGUAAAUAUUUUUUUCAGGAUACGAUAAUAAAAUAGCACUGCGUACAGCUGAAAUUA